Molecule: messenger RNA, 1487 nt
Organism: Verruconis gallopava
Lineage: Eukaryota; Fungi; Ascomycota; Dothideomycetes; Venturiales; Sympoventuriaceae
Exons: 1
Coding region: 120-1280 (386 amino acids)
Source: RefSeq, a predicted model, not a curated record
UGUCAUCCAGUCAUCAACCAUCUAAAGCCACGCAACCCUCGAAUGCAGGAGCAAUUCUUUUAUAUCUAUAUUGUCUUUUUCCUCUGGUAUACUGAUUUUUCUUCAUAUUCGUGCUUGAAAUGGGCGGCAAAGUCUUCACAGACCUUAGAGUUCCCCGCCUUCCCCAUGAGCUGUACCAUCACGUCCGUAUCCACUGCCAGAAGGCCCUAAGAGACUUCUAUGUGGAUGUACUCUCGCCUCCUGAAGCACCAGACAAGCCUGACCAUGGAGACAUUGACUUUCUCGUUGCAAGGCCUAUCCUCUCGCCAAUCGAGCCCGACGACGUGGCCUCAUCGUUCGGUGCAUUAAAGCACAAGCGAAUUCCUAACUCUAAGACGACGCACUAUGCAGUUCCCCUUCCGGGUCGUGAGCAUGAGUUUGCCCAGGUCGAUGUCCAUGUCUGCUCGGAAGGUCAUUUCCACUGGGAAGCCUUCUUGCACGCUUACGGGGACAUGAUGCAGAUCUUGGGUGUCUUGAACCGCCCCAUCGGUCUCACAGCCAACGAAAAAGGCCUACAUAUACGCGUCCGUGAGAUCGAAGCUAAGAAUCGAAAGAGAGCCAUGGUGUUCCUAACCUCAGACCCGCAUGUCGCAAUGCGUUUCCUGCGACUGGACGUGGACGCCUACGAGGCUGGUUUCCAAUCAAACGAACAGAUAUAUCGGUGGUGCUUUCAGGGCGAGCUGUAUUCUGAGCCCAUCAUGCUUGCGACGACUUCAAACGAUCGAAGCCGACUACGGAAACGUGACAUGUUCACAACAUGCCUUCAGGAUUGGCUACCUGCGCACAGGCAGGAGCUCUUUCCGCCCACACGCAGGAUAUGGACGCGCGACGAGGUGCGGGAUAAGGCUCUAGAGUGGUUCCCUGACGCGCAGCGCAAGUAUGAAGAGGCCAUGGGCCAUAACAUGCUAGAGGAAUGGCAACUUGGAGUUCUCGCUGAUAUGCGUGAAAAAUGCCUUGGCGAACUAGGCGAGAAGGCUGCUCGGGAAGUGAUCCGUGGAUCGAAAAGAUUUGUUGAUCGCGCUGACGGUGCAUGGAGAGUGAACGAAGCUGCACCCGAGGAGAACAUUGGGCUGGUUCCAGUCUGGAUGGACCAUUUGCAGACUGAAGAUGACAAGGCAAGGUUUCUAGAAUGGUUCAAGGAGAAUUGGCGGGAUGUUAAGGCUCUAGAGACGAAACGCGGGAAAGUAGCCAAGGAUCUGAGAGCCACUGCAAAAAGCGGCCGUGAAACAAUUCUACCAUGACGGGAGCUAUUCAAUUGCAGGUUUUGGGCUGGCCAAAACUGCACGUUUAUCCAACACUCGUCACGCAGAAUUUGAUACCGAAGGAAAUGGUGCAUGGCACGGCUUGUAGCCAGCCAACCAAUACCCCACAGGGUUCAUUCGAAUCCUCAACGUCGACAACGAGAGCAUAGCUUGAAGCUUUUACGUCCAUUGUGAUUAUGAACUGCC